Molecule: messenger RNA, 948 nt
Organism: Pyricularia grisea
Lineage: Eukaryota; Fungi; Ascomycota; Sordariomycetes; Magnaporthales; Pyriculariaceae
Exons: 1
Coding region: 1-948 (315 amino acids)
Source: RefSeq, a predicted model, not a curated record
AUGGCGCCAAAAUCAUCCAUCGAGGAGUUCCAAACUCUCCUCGCUGGCAUCAUGAGCAAACCCAAAGAUGGCAGGGGUAGCCAGGGGCGAAUGUUAGCGAUCCUUGGCGCAGGCCUCGCGGCACCGUCGGGCCUACCCACGAUGCGGGGACCCGGCGGAUUGUGGCAGCGGAAGACGGCGGCAGUUUCGGAACCCACCAACAGAACCGAUUUGGAGAUGGUAUGGCUAUACUACGCGUGGCGGCAUCAUCUCGCUGCAGGUGCUCUACCCAACGCCGCACACGAGGCUCUUGCACGACUGGCAAGGCACUGCCAUCCUCAAACCUCGUCAUCAGGAGCAGCCGCCGCCCCACCCACAAAGGAAGGGGAACAGCCGGCAUCUCUGCUCGAAUUCGAGCUCAUGUGCCUUAACCUAAGCCUGGAUGAUCUGCUCUUACGCGCUGGGUACCCACCCGAGUCCCUACGCGCUGCCUUUGGCUCCAACAUGGCCCUCGUCUGCACCGACACAUCCGCAUGCUCGGCCGUCCGGCGGACCAGCACUACAGACAGGCCCUGCCCCUCGCUCGUUUCCGCGGACGACGAACCCCCACGCUGGCUCACGGACCCGACGCUCCCCGUACCGGACGUGGAAGCCUCUAGGUUUCCGCACUGCGCCGCCUGCGGGAAGCACCUAGUGCGGCCGUCAGUCCAGCCCAACCGCCAGGCUCUCGCCGACGUGGACGAGUUCGUGGCCAGGAAGCCCUCUGUCGACGUGGCGCUGGUCGUCGGGACGGCGGCAGUCCUACCCCCGGCUCCGAGAUACCUGCAUGAGACCAUGAGGCGAGGGGCGGUGGUCGUGGUGGUCAACCCGGACCCGGGUGUCGCCGAGGGGCUGCGGGAUGAGGAUUUCUUCUUUCAGGGGGAUGCGGCCGAGAUUCUUCCUCGUCUAUUCGACAAGGUUGUUUCUUAA